AGCACAUACGGUACAGGUAUUUGCCUCUCUCUCUCUCUCUCUCCAAUUAUUUUCCCUUUCACCAAAACAUUAACUCCUAAACGAGAAAACCAGUGUGUCUUUCUCUUUUUGAGGUCUGCUUAACUACAUAUAUAGCUCAUAUAUAGCUCCCCUAUUCUGCUAUACUAAUUCCCAACACUUCCCACAACUCCCCAAAAAACACAUUUUUAAAACAAAAAACAAAAAACCCAACUCUUUUAAAAUGGUCCUUGCUUCUCCUACAGCAAAAACCAAGCUCCUUCUGUCUGUUUCUUGCUCUCAAACUGACCCCUCAAAUGCUCCAUUUUUUAGCUAUACAACUUCUUGUUAAAAGAGUGAACUUUAGUUUUUGUUAGAUGGAUUUUGGGGUGGUGGGGAGUUUAGAUAAUGGUGGGGUGAUUUGUUCAGACAAUACAAGUAGUAAUAUGUUUACUACAGCUGUUGAGACCAAGCAAAAGUGGUACGGAUCUACUGGAUUUCACAAGAAUGAAAGAUCUUCCACUACUAAUACUGCUACUGAAGAUGACUGGAAUAAUAAGGACACUAAAUUAGCUAAGACUAGUGAUGGUUUCUCUUCCUCUAAAGCAGCAGCAGCAGCAGCAGCAGCUACAAUGCUGUUUCAGCAACAACUUAGAAGUAAUUGUACUAACAGCCAGCAAAUGCUUAGCUUUUCUUCACCCAACUCUCAGAAUGUGACAAUGCCUUUUUAUCAUUACACUUCAACUCCUUUUACUAGGAACUCUUCAGGCUGUGGCAGUGGAGCUAUGAAUGCUGGAAACAUGCAUGGGGUAAUAGCAGCAGGGGUAAAAGGGCCAUUUACUCCAUCACAGUGGAUGGAGUUGGAACACCAGGCUUUGAUCUACAAGUAUAUCACUGCAAAUGUUCCAAUACCUCCUUAUCUCCUCAACCCCAUUAGAAAAGCCCUUGAAUCUGCUGGCUUCACAACUUUUGCAGGCCUUAGACCCAAUGUUUUGGGAUGGGGUGCAUUCCAUCUAGGAUUCUCCAACAGUAACGAUCCAGAGCCAGGAAGGUGUAGGAGAACAGAUGGGAAGAAAUGGCGGUGCUCAAGAGAUGCAGUUGCCGAUCAAAAGUAUUGUGAGCGGCACAUGAACAGAGGCCGCCAUCGUUCAAGAAAGCCUGUGGAAGGACAAACUGGUGCUACUUCCGCCAAGCUGAUGAAUGUUUCUUCUUCAGCAUCAGCAUCAGCAUCAGCAGCAUUGGCUCCCGGAGGCGCUGCAUCCAACACUCUAGCUCUCUCACAUCCCCAACUCAGCAAUUUGCCGCCUGCUGUUACUAAUCCCUCCACUACUUCCCCUUAUCUUGAGAGGAAUUAUACGCCCAAGGAAAAUUUUGGUGAAAGGUAUUCAGAUACAAAAGGCCUUACAGUUGUUUCUUCAAGUGAGAAACAGAGCCAAUAUUCAAUUCAGAAAGAGCAGAAUCCUUAUGGAGUAACUUCUAGGCCUGAAUUUGGAUUAGUUUGUGCUGACUCUUUGAUCAAUCCACUAAAUAAGAACUCUUCGCUAGUGAAUUGCCGUGGCUAUGGAAAUUCAGAAGAUAUCAGAGAUCAAGAAAGCAAAUCACAGCAUCAUCCACUUCGACAGUUCAUGGACGAUUGGCCCAAAAACCAGUCUGAUCAAUCCACAGUUUCUUGGCCAGACAUUGAUUUGCAGUCAGAUAGGACUCAGCUCUCCAUUUCCAUCCCUGUGAUCACUUCAGACUUCAUGUCUUCCACUUCAUCUCCUGCGAACGACAAACUCACAACCUCACCACAGUACAGGAUGUCACAGGAGCACGAGACAACAACUCAAAUGGGAUUAGGCAUUGGCACCAUCAUCAGUGAGCAUAACCAAAGACAAGGAAAUUGGAUUCCUAUAACUUGGGAAACUUCCAUGGGUGGUCCCCUCGGUGAGGUCUUGCAUAGCACUAAUAACAGCUCGGGUGAUUGCAAGAGCAAAACAGCAGCUCUUAAUCUCAUGACCGAGGGGUGGGAUAGAAGCCCCCGGAUGGGAUCAUCACCAACCGGGGUCUUACAGAAGUCCUCGUUCGGUUCCCUUUCUAACAGCAGCGCAGGUAGCAGUCCGAGAGCAGAAAACAGUAAGACUAACGAAGGUUCCAGUCUUUGCAAUGGCCUUCUUGGAACAACUCUUAUGAAUCCAACACUGCCUGCCAUGUAAUAUGUAAACUAGGAUAUGCUAUUUUUAAUUCCAGAAGUGAGCUAUUUCCCUUUUUUCUCCUAAUGCUCCUUUGCCAAUCAAUCUUGUACUGAAGAUAUCAAAAUGACCAAGUAUCCCGGUUAAGAUUUGUUCCUUUA
This is a messenger RNA of Nicotiana attenuata, 2329 nucleotides long. Its product is annotated as growth-regulating factor 1-like. Gene Ontology annotation, molecular function: ATP binding. The record is from RefSeq and is a predicted model, not a curated record. Lineage: Eukaryota; Viridiplantae; Streptophyta; Magnoliopsida; Solanales; Solanaceae. Gene Ontology annotation, cellular component: nucleus. The transcript is spliced from 4 exons. Gene Ontology annotation, biological process: regulation of DNA-templated transcription; developmental process; DNA-templated transcription. Bases 375 to 2192 code for a protein of 605 amino acids.